Lingula anatina is the source of this 3568-nucleotide messenger RNA. Its product is annotated as piwi-like protein Ago3. The record is from RefSeq and is a predicted model, not a curated record. Gene Ontology annotation, molecular function: protein binding; RNA binding. Lineage: Eukaryota; Metazoa; Brachiopoda; Lingulata; Lingulida; Lingulidae.
AUGAGAAUCAUGAGCAUUUUAGGAAUGGUACAAGUGAGUCGUCACUAUUAUGAUCCUCGUCAUCCUGCCAUGGUACCACAACACAAACUCGAAGUUUGGCCAGGUUACAUCACAGCAAUACAUGAGCGUGAAGGGGGGCUGCUGCUCCUAGCAGAUGUUUCACACAGGGUACUAAGGACUGAAACAGUAUUAGAUGUUAUGAACACAAUUCUUCAUCAAAAGCAAAGCGGGUUUCAGGAUGAGUGCACUAGACAGUUGGUGGGUUGCACAGUCAUUACAAGGUACAACAACAAGACUUACAGGAUUGAUGAUAUUGCAUGGGAAAAGAAUCCUGAGGACAAAUUUUCUACAAGCAAGGGCGAAGAUAUAUCUUUCAUGAAUUAUUACAAAAGCAGCUAUAACAUAACUGUAGCAGAUACGAAACAGCCCUUACUCUUGAGCCGUCCAAAGAAGAGAGAUCAGAGGGAUGGGGGUUCAGAUAUCAUUGCCUUGAUUCCAGAGCUUUGUUUCAUGUCAGGGCUAACAGAUGAAAUUCGCUCAGACUUCAGAGUCAUGAAAGACUUGGCGGUACAUACCCGUGUUUCUCCAGAGCAGCGACAGCUCAGUAUGAAAAAAUUCAUAAACACUGUAAACAGUAAUGCAGAUGCUAGAAAUGAAUUGGAAAAGUGGGGUUUGUCCCUAGAGCCUUCAACCGUACCCAUUCAAGGGAGGCUCCUGCCUGAAGAAGAUAUUUAUUUCAGGAAUUCCAACCAUAAAGCAGGUCGUGAAGCUGAUUGGGGAAGACACAUAAGUAGAGAAAACUGCAUCUUAGGGGUGGAUUUGUACAACUGGAUGGUCCUUUUCACAAACCGGGAUAAAAAUAGGGCCAUGGAUUUUGUGAGGAUGGUCCAAAAAGAAGGUCCCAACAUGGGUAUAAAUAUCCAAAACCCUACCACACUGGAACUAAGAAAUGACAGGACAGAGGCAUAUCUUGCCACAAUUAGAUCAAAUCUCAAUCCAGAGGUCCAGUUGGUUGUGACCAUAUUUCCUACAAGCAGAGAUGACCGGUAUAAUGCUGUGAAAAAACUUUGUCUGGUUGAUGCCCCAGUAGCAACACAGGUUAUCAAUGCCCGCACAAUAUCAGACCAGAGGAAGCUAAGAUCUGUCUGCCAAAAAGUAAUCUUGCAGAUGAAUGCCAAACUUGGUGGAGAACUUUGGGCUGUGAAGAUACCAGUGCGUAACACCAUGAUAUGUGGCAUAGAUGUUUACCAUGAGGGUAAGGGUGGCAAGGCUCAGUCUGUUGGAGCUUUCUGUGCAUCCAUGAAUAAGGAUUGUACUCGCUGGUUCAGUGAUGUGUACAAGCAAACCCCAGGAGAGGAGUUGAUAUCUGGCUUGAAGAUGAGCCUGUCAAAGGCCAUUAUAAAAUACCAUGAGCUCAAUCACAGCUUGCCAGACCGCAUCGUAAUAUUCCGUGAUGGUGUCGGUGAUGGUCAACUCGGCAUGGUUGCAGAUUAUGAGGUGUCUCAACUGGAGUCCUGUUUCAGUCAGUUUGGGGAAACCUACCAGCCAAGGCUGGCUGUUAUUGUUGUCCAGAAACGCAUUAACACCAGAAUAUAUGCAAAACUGCAGGGGGCAGGCAGAGGGUGCCAGUAUGAUAACCCUCCUCCAGGAACAGUAGUGGAUCAUACCAUCACAAGAAAGGAAUGGUAUGACUUUUUCCUUGUGAGCCAGCAUGUCCGCCAAGGAACUGUCUCUCCCACACAUUACAUUGUGGUUCAUGAUGGUUCAGGACUUAAUCCAGACCAGAUUCAGCGCAUGACUUACAAGAUGACUCAUUUGUAUUACAACUGGCCGGGGACUGUGCGCGUCCCCGCCCCUUGCCAGUAUGCUCACAAACUGGCAUACUUGGUGGGUCAGAAUCUCCGGGAUAAGAAACCACACGAUAAGCUUAUGGAUAAGCUGUUUUUCCUGUAAAGAAAUACUCAAGUCAAGAACUGUGCCAAAAACUCCAUGGAAAUAAAAUGUUAAAAAGAUACACGUUUUUGUUUGGACAUGGACAAAUGGUUUGAAAGGAUUCAUAUUACCAUGAAGCAAGUGGCUGAAGGGGCCAAGCGGAAUCCACAAAAUCAUGUUUUGAAAUUAUCACCUGUUUUACCUCUAAAGGGUUUGAAGAGGUACUCAUUUAAAAAACCGGUGGUAUGGGGAGACGGGUGGUAAAAUGGUAAUCUUCAUUCUGUCUCAGGGUUGACAUCUCUCCGAGGUUGUGCAUAUUUGAAACUUUUUUUGAUUGCAGAUGUAUUUUCAUCCAUGCUGUUUCAAAUGCCAGUAACAUUUUGAGAGCUAAAGCAGCUACAAUUCAUUUUAUGUUUAUUGAAAUUAAGACACGGCAUAAGCCUGAAAUGAUCCAUCCAGUUUUGUUUUUGCAUAAGUCUAGAGAGAUGAUCUGUAUUGGUAUAAUAAUUAUUUUUUUACAAUGAAAGGUUAAAUGCUUUCUAUUUUUAUAAUGUAGCAGCAGUGGUCACUUUGUAGUUGUUUAGUUAACAUGUAGAAAUAACUCUGUUGGUAUCACUUCAAGAUGCAAAAGAAUAACUUUUUAAUCUAUUAUUUUACCAAUUUCCUUCCAAAUACCAACAUUAUUGCAACACCUGUAUCAAACGUGCUUAAGCAGCAAUAUCUGUGGAUGGUACACAUGUAAUGGAUAAAUACAAUAGGAAGGUUACAGUUCGAUUUGGAAGUUUCACGUCAAGAAAUUGUUUCAUAUAAAAGUAGCAUAGUUUUAUGAUACUUCUGUCUGGAAAAUAGUAAAACAUUUCUUAAUUUUUUACCUAAUGUUUUUUUACUAUAGCUUGCCAUCCUAGGGGAAUGAGCAAGUGUAGAUUAAUAUGUUAAACAGCAUUAUUCAGUGUUUCAACUUAAAAGUCAAAGUGCAGAUUAGCUGUUGUAUCCUAGUAAAUUGCACUGCUGGGCCUGUAGUGUGGUACUCCCAUGUGUUGAAACUAAAUAUCCUUUAAUUCUGUAGAAGAACUUAAGUCAAAAGGGUCAUUGAUUAGACUGAAAAUCUUUGAUGGCAAAAGUUGCAUACCUGCAUUGCUCUUAUUUUUUCAUCCAGACAUGACAUCAGUUUAUUUUCCAAGCAUCGUAAUAUCAAUCCCAGACUUUGAGCCUUUUUUCAAAAUGUGCCGUAUUCUUGUCUGUAUUGCAGUUUUGAGAGAUUGACCACUUCAUGCCUGAUUACAUGAGUCCUCUAAAUGCCUAACAUGGUCAGUUACAUGGGUUAAUUUUGAUUGGUCCAAACUGUUAGAAUCAAGCUUGUGAGAGGGUGCAAAACCCUUUGCUGCAUACUUUUGUUAAGACCAGUCAAGACUUUGCAAUACAGAUAAGUACUAUAUUGCAUGAUAGGAAAAGAUAUAUUUAUUUUAAUGGAAGUAAUCUCAUGUUAUUUAUGGUAUUAAAGAAGUUUCUUUGUUAAAAAUAGUCACUACAUGCUUAGUUGUUCCUGUGAGAGAAGGGCUUUAAUUGACCCAUUUUUAAAUUGAUUUUAGUCAUUUUAAAUAAAUGUAGAAAGUGACCCAAUAAAACUACAAAACAG